Molecule: messenger RNA, 1776 nt
Organism: Lates calcarifer (barramundi perch)
Lineage: Eukaryota; Metazoa; Chordata; Actinopteri; Centropomidae
Gene: mtrfr
Product: mitochondrial translation release factor in rescue
Exons: 2
Coding region: 208-717 (169 amino acids)
Biological process (GO): translational termination
Cellular component (GO): mitochondrion
Molecular function (GO): translation release factor activity
Source: RefSeq, a predicted model, not a curated record
CUUCUUCUACGGGAGAGUAGAAGAAGAACGGCAGGACAUAAACAGGAGCACACUUAAACGACCGUGACACGAAGAGAAAAACAAAACGCAGUAAUGCACUGAAUUGGUAUUUCUGUUUGGUGACAAACAGUGUGAUAGAAUGCCGUCAAUAACUUUAUAUUUACCGCACCACCAAGACUCCGCUUUGUAUGUCGCUUUUUAAAAGAAAUGUCACGGCUCUUUCCGCUCAUCGGAUCUAUACACAGUGAGUCCAGUCGGGUCAUAUGGAGAGGGUCUCCCGGCAUCUCUCCAUUUCUUAAACCACUCCCAACUGGACUGACAAAUGUGUUUAGAGCUGGUAAAAAGGACCUGACGGACCUGCCUGUCCUGAAUGAGGAUGAGCUUGAAGAACAGUUUGUGAGAGGAUCUGGACCCGGGGGACAAGCCACCAAUAAAACGAGCAACUGCGUGGUACUCAAGCAUAUCCCCACUGGGAUUGUAGUGAAGUGCCAUCAAACCAGAUCUGUGGAUAUAAAUCGAAAGCGUGCCCGGGGAAUCAUGAGAGAGAAACUUGAUGUUGCAUAUAAAGGAGAACUCAGUGAAAUUCUUGUAAAGAAGAAAGAAUCUGAGCUGAGGAAACAAGACAAGAAGAAGAAGGCAAAUGAGAAUCUGGAGAGAAAAAGACUGUUUAAAGAAGGACUGGAUGCAGACUCCAAAGCUGGGAAUGACAUGGUUUAAAAUGUUUUUGUGGAACGUAGAAAGACAUGAGUACUCAAGUGAUCAUGUAUUUUAUGCCUGCAAAGACGGUUUAACUAAACCUGAAAAAGUACUGUCAACUCUGUCAAAUCCAAUUGGCCUUUUGUUUGUAUAGCAUCUUUCAUGAAAAGUUGUUGUACAUAGUACUUAAUGUACUACAAGACAGAGAAGAAGAUUUUGAAAAAAGAAAUAAAAUAUAGCGGUGGUGUUUUCAACAAAUUAAAAAAAAAAGUCAGUCAUUGGGAUGUGUGCUAGGUUAAAGCUGCGGUAUGCAACCUUUACCUGUAGGUGUAGUUUGACUUAAAUGCAUAUUUAUUUAAUUCUAGCAUUUACAGCAUAACAUUUUUACUCAGUUUUUUACUAGAUAAAAUAUGUUUUGGUCAUUGUUUGACCUUCACCAUGCAGAAUGAUGUAUGUUCAGAUGUUAAGGUGUGUCCAUCAAAACUAGUUUAGAAGCUAGUCCUGGUCCAAUAGGUAACUUACAUACAUGUGAUGUGAACAUUGGAAUAUACACUGAGAAUGGACACUCACUUUGUAUUCAGUUACAUUUUAAAUUAACUAUUUGUGCAUAUUUAUAGAUAACACAUUUUCAGUGAGGGAGGUGUACAUGUCAUUUUAAUCAUUUCUAACCAGGAAAUUGAACAGACACAAAUAAUUAUUUAAAGCAGAAAAUGUUUAUAGCUCUUCAAACAUGCCUGGAAGAGGAUCUUUAUUUUAUGUUUAUACAUUCAGAUGGCAGUUUAUUAGGUACGCCAAGCUUAAACCAAUGCAGCCUAAUAUAGCAGCCCCUCAAAAAACAAAACAAAAAACGUCUCCCUUCAUGACAGAUGAAAUGUUCAGUUUGUGUUGAAACAGUUUUAGACAGGUGUUUGUUCAACUUUACUGUUACUUUACUGUUAUUUUUGGAGGCUGCAGUUUAUUGUGCUGUUGAAUUGUAUUGCAUUAUUCUUUGAUAUAAAUGAAGUGGAUAAAAUAAUAGAAACACCCGUCCCUGUCUAGGUGUACCUAAUAAACUGCCUGUUUGAGUGUGUAUCAAAAACA